Molecule: messenger RNA, 820 nt
Organism: Porites evermanni
Lineage: Eukaryota; Metazoa; Cnidaria; Anthozoa; Scleractinia; Poritidae
Source: the annotation of a GenBank genome assembly
AUGAUGGAUCCUCCACCCACUGUACCACCCACGGCUCAACCGUAUUCCCCAGAGCAAGCGAUGUAUCCACCGGCGUACCCCCCGGGUCAAUAUCCACCGGUAACUCACCAACCGGCACCGUACGUACAACAGACUAGCAAUACCACUGUAGUGGUGAAUCAGCAACCAGCAGUGGUUCAAAAGGCACAACGGGAUUGGAGCACUGGACUGUGUGGUUGCUUUGAGGACUGUGGCUCUCGUAAGUAUUCUUUAAGCGGCACUCAAAUGAGUUAAUGUGGUGUUGAUAAUAGUUACAACAACUUUAUUUAUUAAGCGUCAGUAUUUCUUGCUCGAAUGUACUCAUUGAGGACAGUAUUUUCACGUCUCCUAAUAGAUACGGCUCCGCCAUUUUUACGUGGUCAUCCUAGUCACGUGAAGCGGUUUAUCUGUUUCCAAACCAUAAGCAAUACCUUCUUACUCAGUUUUCUUAAGACCCUGAGUAUUGGUCCGGAUCCGGAAAUCUAAUCCGCCACUUCCCGCUCUGCAGACAAGCGCUUUUACCUGAGCUAACCCAGCCACGUUUAUUUUAUUUUGUUUGUGUUUAGUGUUUACGGGCCUUUGCUGUCCUUUCAUGCUGCUGACCGAUGUUUCGUCCAGGAUGGGCGAAGGAUGUUGCUUCCCUUGCUGUUGUCCAGGUGCACUGUUGGGACUCAGGAUCAAGCUGAGAGUGCAGGAGAAUAUUCAGGUAUUCGAGAGGUUUCAAGAGCUUAAAGAACAACCUCGUUCUAGGGGACGAGUUUGCUUUAAGGAGCUUUGUCCCACAUCUAUGAAAAUUAAAUAA